This is a messenger RNA of Mycotypha africana, 1491 nucleotides long. Its product is annotated as GDSL-like Lipase/Acylhydrolase-domain-containing protein. NCBI's taxonomy places the organism in Eukaryota, Fungi, Mucoromycota, Mucoromycetes, Mucorales, Mycotyphaceae. The transcript has a single exon. Gene Ontology annotation, molecular function: hydrolase activity, acting on ester bonds. The record is from RefSeq and is a predicted model, not a curated record. Bases 43 to 1446 code for a protein of 467 amino acids.
AGGGGACGCUCCUGGAUUUCAUUCUUGUUCCCCCCAAACAGCAUGCCAUUACCCAUAUCAAAAUUACUAACAACACUACUCAUAUUACCGUCGCUUUUACUCAUAUUAUCAGCUACACAACGGCUACUCGUGUCGGCACAAAACGAUGCUUCUUCAACAUCAGCCAUACUUGAUGAACGCAUAAAUAACAUUGUUGUUUUUGGAGAUUCGUAUUCUGAUGUCGGCAAUCAACAGAGAUUAACAAAUGGUCCGCUAUGGAGCGAAAAUUUAGCAGUUGGAUGGAACGCUUCUUUGUACAGUUUUGCAUUUAGUGGAGCAGUAUGUGAUAAUGAUCUAUAUCCUAAGGAAAACACUUUUAUACCAAGUAUCACGGAUCAAAUCGAAAUGUUCUACGAACAAUAUCAAGCCGAUCACAUCGAUAUAAAAGAUGCUAUGAACGAGACAGUCUUUAUAUUUUGGGUUGGAUUGAAUGACGUAUUCAAAAUAACAUCAACGACAAAAGAUACAUCAGAAGAAGAACAACAAUAUAGUAGAGUGGUGGAAUGUAUUGGUACAAACAUUCGAAAUAUACGCAAGUUAUUUGGAGCAAACAAGUUUAUUGUGUUUGGCAUACCUCCUUUUGAAAAGAUGCCCUAUUUUUCACCUAACACCAACACCAACAGCAGCAGCAGCAGCAACAAGAGUAGUAGCGAUCCUAAGAACAAAGAGGCCAUGGAGAGGGCAGCCCAUCAAUUAGACGAAUUACUGGCCAGACACGUCGAGAAAAUGAACAAGCAUCUCCAAUAUUUGGAACUGGAUUUGGUAGAUGUGCAUAAACUGAUUGAUGAUAUUGUCUCGCAACCGGCUAUCUUUGACUUGAAGAAUGCUCACGAUGCUUAUUGGGAAAUAUGCCAAGGUCAAUGUCAAGAUGACGUGAAUAGCUAUGUUUGGUGGGACUCUAUGCAUUUAACAGGUGGCAUCCAUCGUCUCAUUGCCAACAGCAUUCUUAUGGCAGGUUCACUCGCCCCCGAGACGUAUUUACCGGAUGACAUUGACGUAGAAGCCUACUUGUAUAAAGAAGGAAAUGUACAGUACAAAUCACCCAAGUUCAAAGCGGCCAAAAAUACGGGCGAGAUCGAACGAGCGAUCCAUAAGUUGAAUGAGGACAAGUUAUCAGAGGCCAUGAAUCACAUUGUCAGCGAACAAGAAGAGAUUUUAUCGAGUGAACAUAACAACGAUGAAGCACCCGAAUCAGCAGCAGAUCGUAGUAGAAACCACCACAUUGUCGAGUUCAGCCAUAUCUAUCUGAUGAUGGGCGGGCUUAUCUUCAUUUCAAUUGGCUUUCUAUUGUUUCUUCGCAAGACAAGAAGACGGGGUGCCGCUAAAAUGAAUGCACUUUCAAGCUUGUUAAAGAAGAACCAUAAAGCUCUGUUUCGACCUUUGAGGAAUAUGGACAAUGAAGUAUAGCGCACGGGAGCAAAAUAAAAAAAAAAAAAAAAAAAAAAAAAAAAA